Monomorium pharaonis (pharaoh ant) is the source of this 3382-nucleotide messenger RNA. Its product is annotated as methyl farnesoate epoxidase. The record is from RefSeq and is a predicted model, not a curated record. Gene Ontology annotation, cellular component: intracellular membrane-bounded organelle; cytoplasm. The transcript has 6 exons. Lineage: Eukaryota; Metazoa; Arthropoda; Insecta; Hymenoptera; Formicidae. Bases 568 to 2220 code for a protein of 550 amino acids. Gene Ontology annotation, molecular function: heme binding; iron ion binding; oxidoreductase activity, acting on paired donors, with incorporation or reduction of molecular oxygen, reduced flavin or flavoprotein as one donor, and incorporation of one atom of oxygen. Gene Ontology annotation, biological process: xenobiotic metabolic process.
CUAUAAAUUGUACUACAAAAAACAUUAAUUAAUAAAACAUUAAUUAAUAAAACAUUGAUGUGAAGAAUGUUUCGUAAAGCAUUAUUGGACAUGUUCGGUAUAUAAGCUGUCGCAAAGCAUCUUGUAAUAAAAUGAAAAGUAAAGGAUGAUAAGGAGGUCGCAUGCAAUGCCUUUAAUGCAUGUUCAGGCAUAUUCAGGUGCAUACUUGAGGAACCUUGAGCCAAAAUCCUCUUGCCCAACAUGCUAGUGAAAGGAGAUAUUUCAUACAUAUAAAAGAGUUUCUACAGGACUGGUGCAGUUUCGAUUAGUGUUGCUUGUAGUGAAUAACAAUUUGAUACCAGAUACAAUGGAUUUAAAUAUUAUUAUUAAUUUAAAAAUUCUAUAAAAUACUAUCAAUUACCGUAUUUAUCACAUAUGACAUUUGUCAAGUCACGGUAAUAUCUUCAAUCUUUUUCUAAAAGAUAUAAAAGAUUUCUUAAAAUAUAAAACAAAUUUUAGUAAAGUACAUUUCUUGUAAUAUUCUGUUAUUUUGGUGACAUUUUCAUCAACACUAAAUAACAAAUAAAAAUGUGGUUUAUAAUUAUUUUCUUGGUAAUAAUAUUCACAGUAAAGAUUCUACUUAGUUGGCGACGUCCAUCAACAUUUCCUCCAGGUCCUCGCGGCUUGCCAAUCGUGGGGAACAUACUUGACAUAAAACGACUCGUUGACGAGACGAAGUUUUAUUCUCAUGCUUGGUGUCGGUUAGCUGACAUUUAUGGACCCAUCGUCGGCUUGAAACUCGGCUUAGCUGAGCCACUGAUCAUUGUUUCCGGUAAGGAUGCGGUGAUCGAAAUGAUGAGUCAAUCUCAGUUUGACGGUAGACCUAAUGGAUUUAUACAUAAACUUCGAACGGGAGGUAAACGAAAGGGUGUGAUGUUUACCGAUGGUGAAAUUUGGCGAGAUCAAAGAAGAUUUGUUCUGAGAACAUUGAAGGAAUUUGGAUUGGGAAAUGUUACGAUGGAGGACUUGAUAUUAAACGACGCGGUUUCCUUAACGACUAUGAUAGACUCGCUGGCUAAAUUGGGUCCCAUUAACAACUUGUACAAUAUUACCUCUAUAGCAGUUCUCAAUAGUUUAUGGACAUUAGUCGCUGGAGCACGGUAUGCUGCAAAGUUAAUAUCAAUUACAUGCAAUUAUAUAUUACCAAAAAUAACAUCAAAACAUUGUAGAUUCGACUUGGAUAAUCCCAAAUUAACAGAAAUUUUAACAGUGGUAAACGAAAUUAUUAGAAAUACCAACGCCACCGGCGGUAUAUUGACCCACUUACCAUUUUUAAGAUAUAUUAUCCCAGGGUUAUCCGGAUUUACCGCACUAAAUCAGAGAUACACACAAAUGUUGCAGUUCAUCGGGACCGAAAUAGCGAGGCACAAGCAAACUAGAACGGACGGCGAGUUCAGAGACUUUAUCGAUGUUUACCUAGCGGAAAUGGACACCAAGCAAUCAACCGUAUCGUCUUUUGACGAAGAACAAUUAAUUAGCGUUGUGAAAGACCUCUUCACCGCCGGAGUGGAAACAACGAACAACACUAUUGGCUUCAUAAUAACGUACCUCGUAGUGUGUCAGGAUGUGCAAAAAAAAGUGCACGAAGAAAUCGACAGAGUGCUCGGCAAGGAAAUCCUACCUCGUAUAGUAUAUAAAAAUCGGUACACACCAACUCAAAAAUAUUGCUUGGCAUAUACCAUUAAUAUUUUUCUUUUGUUCGCAAAUUACUCUACAGAUAUACGGUCAAAAAUUUUCAGAUUGCCGUAUUUGAACGCGACGAUAGCGGAAGUGAUGAGACUGGCGAACAUCGGUCCUACUUCAAUUCCUCAUCGGGCAUUGACUGACUCCGUCCUACUCGGCUACAAGAUAAAAAAGAAUUAUACCUUACUGGCUAAUUUGCGAAGCGUACAUAUGGACGAACAGCAUUGGGGCGAUCCAAAGAUAUUUCGGCCUGAAAGAUUUAUCAAUGAGAAAGGAGAUUACGUCGAGGAUAGCUGGUUAAUACCAUUCGGCUUAGGCCACAGAAAGUGCUUGGGAGAGACCUUGGCGAGGAACAGUGUAUUUCUAUUUACUGCGUGUUUGCUGCAGAAAUUUCAGUUCGUAUUACCACCGGAUCAUCCCGAUCCCAUUUUAGAUGGUAUCGACGGCUUCACGAUAGCGCCACCUCGUCUAAGUGUUAUUGUUAAGAAAAGAAAAUGACUGCGUAUUUAACGCAUAUAUUAACGCAUAUGCGGCAUAUAAAUGGAUGCGAGAUAAUAUAAACUCAGUACAAAACAACAUUUUAUAUGGCAAGGAAACAAUAAUAAUAUUUUAUAACAAUUAUCCGUAGAAUAAUUUUGUUUCCUUCGGAAAGAUUGCAGUAUAUUAAUCUUCAUUUUUUUUACAAUGGCGAUUAUCUUUAUUUUGUUUUAAAUACAAGUUUCUAUCUCAAAUAAUGUUAGAAGACUAUUUACAUGAUAUACAAUUAAGAUUUUCUAUUCACAAGAGAAAUGCUUACAUGAAGUCUUUUUACUAUGUUUCUUAACAUUUGAGAGAACGUUGUACGCUUUCGUUGGCCACAUGUUGUACAUUUGGCAUAAUUCAAAAAUGACGAACCAACUACAUAAUGGCUUCCUUUCGCACGCGAAAUUUAUUAUCGAACGCGAUAAAUAAUGGAAGACAACAAAGACAAUAAAAAAAUCUUUGCAUUGUCGAAAUAACUACUUGUAUUGAUCACUUUUAUAGUUUGAAUGCUUCGAUUUAUCGAGCAAAUUAAUCAAAAAAUUAUUGCACAGACUAUUUACCUUGAAAAAUUUAAUUAGCAUAUUAUUAAAUUUAGAGUUGAAUAUCUUUUCGCAGUAAACAAAAUAUAUAUUUGUAUAUAUACAACCAGGAGAUACUGACAAAUGUCAGUUUUGAUUAAUAUGUUAAUGUAUAAUCUAUAUGAACGAAUGUACACUUUUUGUAACAUGUCAGACUAAUAUUUAUAGUAGAAACAAAUGUGUUCCGUAUAACCGGAUUAUGAUAUAGACAUAUAGAAUCAUUAUGUGUGACAUGAGAGAAAUUUCAAGAAGUUCUAUUUACACUAAGAAGAUUUAGAGAUUUAAAUGGUCCGCAGCUCUUCUCUAUGAGUAAAAUGUCAGAAAUAUAUAUGUAGUCAUUAUGAUCCAACAAUGAGUAUCAACUAAUCGGAAGUUUAAAUGAUAAUUUUAUGUUUUCGGUGGUACGGUACAAACACUUUAGAAUUUUAAUAAAUGUAUACAGUCACUAAGGUAUAUAAUGAAAUCGAUUAGUCAAAUUAACAAUUAAUACAACUUAUAACAUCGAUAAAUUAACAUAAUAAAAUAACAAAAAUCAUCACGAUUCGACAUACGACGGCAAA